GUGCUACAGGCCAGGAUCGUAUCCUAAAGGACAGACAAGGGUUCUCUGUGUUACGCAUCGAAGGUCCUCACUUCGUAGAGCGCGGUCACGCCUACAGCCUCACGUGUGUCUACGACAUGGGCAGGUGUCAUCUCUUCAACGUCGAGUGGCUCUUCAAUGAUGAAAACUUUUUUAGCUUCAGUCCUGUGCAUGGAGGCCACAGCAAAGACAAGGCCCCUAUCAUCGUCGAUCUGGACCAGUCGAACAGCACUACGGUGGUGAUCCCGACGGCCCGGUUCCGUGACAGCGGCACGUACAAAUGCACGGUGACCACGCAGGAGGAAGAGUACUACAUUGAUAACAAGACUUUUGACCUCACCGUCGGGGUGCUGCCCACCGCGGGCCCCACCAUCAAGGAGACCGCCGCGGACCCCGACGGUGGGACGACCCCCCCGCCCCCCCAGGUGGGCUCUGAGGUGUCCCUAGAGUGCACCUCACAGCCCUCCUACCCCGCCACCAACCUCACCUGGGUCAUGAACCGCAAGGUGGGUCACGAACCGCAAGGUGGGUCACGAACCGCAAGGUGGGUCACGAACCGCAAGGUGGGUCACGAACCGCAAGGUGGGUCAGGAACAGCAAGGUGGGUGGAACCGCAAGGAUGA
This is a messenger RNA of Hyalella azteca, 641 nucleotides long. RefSeq lists its product as uncharacterized. Lineage: Eukaryota; Metazoa; Arthropoda; Malacostraca; Amphipoda; Hyalellidae. The annotation marks the transcript as partial. The record is from RefSeq and is a predicted model, not a curated record. The transcript has 4 exons.